Messenger RNA from Dinoponera quadriceps, 2976 nucleotides. It is a transcript of the gene ZnT77C, whose product is annotated as zinc/cadmium resistance protein. Gene Ontology annotation, cellular component: membrane. Gene Ontology annotation, molecular function: zinc ion transmembrane transporter activity. Gene Ontology annotation, biological process: intracellular zinc ion homeostasis; zinc ion transmembrane transport; detoxification of zinc ion. Bases 925 to 2463 code for a protein of 512 amino acids. The record is from RefSeq and is a predicted model, not a curated record. The transcript is spliced from 7 exons. NCBI's taxonomy places the organism in Eukaryota, Metazoa, Arthropoda, Insecta, Hymenoptera, Formicidae.
UCAAAAAAGGCCGAAUCUUUGUUCGCAACGUAUGUGUUCGUGCAUGCGUGUCACAAAUUGACUGAUUGGAACGCAUUGACCGCAUUCACUAACGUCGGAGCGUUUUAUCGAGAAUGCGAUAGACUCGGCCGUUCCUUUUUUGUCCGCUAAGCUAAAGCAGUACACUAAAAGCUCGUCGCGAUCAUCUUGUUGUGAUCGCCCGUGAGGAGGAUCUCGUAAUAAACAAGCCGUCGCGUAAUCUCCCCUCGCUCCGAAACGUUUUCCCGCCGCGUGUGUGUGUCAUUAUUAUAAAAGCGAGCUUCACAACUAUCCUAGCUCCCCUCGUCGUUGAAACAAACGUCUAAUCGAGCUGUUCCGAUUCGCUCGUUCGACCGUGCUCAAUUCCCCUUCGCAGCGCCACGCGAACUGUAAUCUCACAAUUAAAUUCAUUUCGUCCUCCGUAUAUUCAAAUUCGCACUCGAACGUUAUUCGCACGUCCGCACACGCACGCGUAUUGCUCGCGAUCGUCGUUAUCAUUCACAUUAAUAAGCACCAAUGCUUCCUUCGCGAGUGAGAAGGUGAGAUCUCGCUCUUACCAUUCGCAGUCGCACUCUCGAGCAAAUACACCCUACGAACUCUUGAAAUUUUUCAGGAAAAUCGAUUCGUCGCGUCGCGAGAAACUCUCGCGAAUUCGAGCCACUGUGAAGUUCGAAGCACGACGCGAGUGCUCUGCCCGCGGGUUCGUCUUCUUCGACGCGAAGAACCGAGUCACACGAGUCUCUCCGCGAGACGCGAAGAGACGAGAGUGAAUUCUUGGCGGAAUCGAGCGCACUUGCGGAAAAGUACGAGUCGCGAAUAAGAGCGACGUAGUGCGAUCUUACGCCACGUCGAAGACGUGUCGUCGAGAGAGCUGAUAGACGUUCACCAUCGUGUCUCCGCAGGGUCAUGGCUGUGAAAGAGUGGUUCAGGAGGCUGCAGCCGGUCCAGCUGUACCUGGUGCUGUUCUUCACCACGACUUUCUUCCUCGUCGAGAUCGUCGCCAGUCACGUGACUCAUUCGCUGACCCUGCUCCUCAACGCGUACCACAUGCUCUGCAACAUCGUGGCGCUAAUUGGCUGCAUCGCGUCGAUCAAGUACACCUAUCGGGAGAAGUACAGUAGCAACUGCAGUUCUUUGAGGAACUCGGCCAUCUGCAUCAAUGGCGAGGAACAGGGCUCCGCCACGUCGUUGUCGACGAAGACGAAGGAAUCGUGGUCAGACAGACGAAUGAAAAACACCUUCGGGUGGGCCAGAAUCGACAUCGUCACUAUGCUCGUCUGCUUCGUCUUCCUCGCCUCUUUUUGCUUCUCCAUACUGAUGGAGGCGUUCCAGACGUUAGUACACAUUGAUCACCUGGACGAGAUGCAUCACCCGUUGCCGGUGUUGUGUAUCGGCGCUUCCGGGGUUCUUCUGAACGUCGUCUGUUACAUCCUGAUCGGCGGGUUCACGUUCAACCAGGGUAUCUUCCUGCACGUCACCAAAAGCGGAGACGUGAUACUGUGCAGAAACGUGAGUUCGCAAGAGGCGAAGGACGGAGAGCAACAGUUGUCGGCACAGACAAGGCGAAGUCCGUUGGCGUUACCGAAAAGCCAAGGCUUUCGAGAAAUGUGUCGCGAUAUUUUCGGCUGCAUAUUUGUCAUUCUGGUGUCUAUCUUAGUCUAUUUCACCGACUCCGGAGUGGCCAAAUACAUUGACCCAGUCUUCGCCAUUAUCUCGUCGAUUUCCUUGUUUGUUCUGUGUUACCCAUAUAUGAAAGAAUCGGGCAUGAUUCUGUUGCAGACAAUUCCGAAUCAUAUAAACAUUGAUUCUCUCAAGAGAGAAUUGUUGGAAGCUUUUCCGGGUAUCGUAAACGUUCACGAUUUACACGUUUGGCAAUUGGCAGGGGACAAAAUAAUCUCCACGGCACAUGUAAUAUUCUUGGAUCCGAAGGUUUACGCCAGUAUCAAGGAUCAAGUCACUGCCUUCUUCGUCGAGAUGGGCAUCACGCAGGUCACCGUACAGCCGGAGUUUCACAAGAUGAAACCGCAUAUGGACAGGACCGAUUGUCUAAUUCGUUGUCAGGACGAGCACUGCAGUUCCUCGCAGUGUUGUUCGCGCGAGAACUUUUUGGAUGAAGACACCUGCAAGUCGGAGAAAGACUCACAGUCGAUUAGCAGGAGGUACGAGAAGAAGGAGAUAAUACCGGCCUCGUCCACGAUCAAUCUCGAGAGAUUCACCGUUUACAAGGAGGAAGUCCCGAAGCAAUUAACGAGCGAUACAACACUCGAGAUGUCAGGCCAUGACAGUUCGUCGUGUGAGAACACACGUCGUCCAGCUGAUCAAGACAGAGACCAAAAUACUCGAGAUAUCGAUACUGACAAUAGUUCCUGUAAAAUGAGUGAUAACACCCCCGUUCGGACUCCCGUGGCUGUCGGCAGCAAUUUGGGUCACGACGUCGUAUCUUAACUCGUUCCUCACUGAGCUGUUACGACAGAAUAGUUUUCUAUCGAGGCUGGAAACGGUUAAAGUGGCCCGGCGUGAAGACUGCAAGCUAAUAAUAUAAUAAUAUUAAGUAUUGCAAUAUUUGUACAUACACUCAUACAUAUAAAGCGCGAAAUUCGUCCUAAUAGAUAUUAAUUAGCGUCUGACGGUUUCGCGAAUCGCAAGCGGUAACGCGCGCCGCUUAUCUCGUAUGAGCGUCGAUACUGCGCCUUCGUGCGAAAGUUCAUAAUUCCUCUGGUACGAGAAAACGUUCUUCGGGAAAACGAAAGUUGCAGAGCAUGCUACUCUCUGGUAAGGUCUGCGUAAGUUAAUGCGACCUCGUUACGUUUUCCAGUGUAUUAUGACGCCCUAUUAAUAGUCGUUUAUUAAUAGUCGUUCGUUGAUCGCCAAGUGAUUUCACGACGUAUCAAUUUUUCGUUAAUAUUACUAUUGUUCAUAGUAUGAAUAAACGAUGUAUCAGAAUUUUAUUUUAUACGA